Messenger RNA from Mesoplodon densirostris (Blainville's beaked whale), 4427 nucleotides. RefSeq names its product huntingtin interacting protein 1 related (gene HIP1R). The coding region runs from base 101 to 3385 and encodes 1094 amino acids. The transcript has 31 exons. Gene Ontology annotation, cellular component: clathrin-coated vesicle; actin cortical patch. Gene Ontology annotation, molecular function: phosphatidylinositol-3,4-bisphosphate binding; clathrin light chain binding; actin filament binding. Gene Ontology annotation, biological process: clathrin coat assembly; actin filament organization; endocytosis. The record is from RefSeq and is a predicted model, not a curated record. NCBI's taxonomy places the organism in Eukaryota, Metazoa, Chordata, Mammalia, Artiodactyla, Ziphiidae.
GCGCCAUACGGCGGGCGGCCGCGCGGUGCCUAGGCGCGGGCGGCUGGCGUGGAUCGCUCAGUCCCGCGGAGCCGGGCCCAGGAACGCAGGCGGCGGCAGGAUGAACAGCAUCAAGAACGUGCCGGCGCGGGUGCUGAGCCGCAGGCCUGGCCACAGCCUGGAGGCCGAGCGCGAGCAGUUCGACAAGACCCAGGCCAUCAGCAUCAGCAAAGCCAUCAACACCCAGGAGGCCCCCGUGAAGGAGAAGCAUGCCCGGCGCAUCAUCCUGGGCACUCACCACGAGAAGGGGGCCUUCACCUUCUGGUCCUACGCCAUCGGGCUGCCGCUUCCCAGCAGCUCCAUCCUCAGCUGGAAGUUCUGCCACGUCCUCCACAAGGUCCUUCGAGACGGGCACCCCAACGUGCUGCACGACUGCCAGCGGUAUCGGAGCAACAUCCGGGAGAUCGGAGACUUGUGGGGCCAUUUGCAUGACCGAUAUGGGCAGCUGGUGAAUAUUUACACCAAACUCUUGCUGACCAAGAUCUCCUUCCACCUCAAGCACCCCGAGUUCCCUGCGGGCCUGGAGGUGACAGACGAGGUGUUGGAGAAGGCUGCUGGGACCGACGUCAACAACGUCUUCCAGCUUACCGUGGAGAUGUUUGAUUACAUGGACUGUGCGCUGAAGCUCUCUGAAUCAGUUUUCCGGCAGCUCAACACGGCCAUUGCCGUGUCCCAGAUGUCCUCGGGCCAGUGCCGCCUGGCCCCCCUCAUCCAGGUCAUCCAGGACUGCAGCCACCUCUACCACUACACCGUCAAGCUCAUGUUCAAGCUGCACUCCUGCCUCCCGGCGGACACCCUGCAAGGCCACCGGGACCGGUUCCAUGAGCAGUUUCACAGCCUCAGAAACUUCUUCCGCAGAGCCUCUGACAUGCUGUACUUCAAGCGGCUCAUCCAGAUCCCCCGGCUGCCCGAGGGACCCCCCAACUUCCUGCGGGCCUCGGCGCUGGCCGAGCACAUCAAGCCGGUGGUGGUGAUCCCCGAGGAGGCCCCCGAGGACGAGGAGCCCGAGAACCUCAUCGAGAUCGGCACGGGGCCCCCCGCCACGGAACCAGCGGUGGUGGCUGACCUCUUCGAGCAGACAUUUGGACCCCCCAAUGGCUCCAUGAAGGAUGACAGGGACCUCCAGAUAGAGACCUUGAAAAGGGAGGUGGAGACGCUCCGCACGGAGCUGGACAAGAUCCAGCUGGAGGCGCAGCGGUACAUGGCGCAGCUGAAGGGCCAGGUGAACGCGCUGGAGGCCGAGCUGGAGGAGCAGCGGAAGCAGAAACAGAAGGCCCUGGUGGACAACGAGCAGCUGCGCCACGAGGUGGCCCGGCUGCGCGCCGCCCAGCUGGAGGGCGAGCGCCACCAGGGGCUGCGAGAGGAGGCGGAGAAGAAGGCCAGCGCCACCGAGGCGCGCUACAACAAGCUGAAGGAAAAGCACAGCGAGCUCAUCAACACGCACGCCGAGCUGCUCCGGAAGAACGCAGACACGGCCAAGCAGCUGACGGUGACACAGCAGAGCCAGGAGGAGGUGGCGCGGGUGAAGGAGCAGCUGGCCUUCCAGGUGGCGCAGGUGAAACGGGAGUCAGAGAUGAAGCUGGAGGAGCAGAGUGACCAGCUGGAGAAGCUCAAGACGGAGCUGGAGGCCAAGGCGGGAGAGCUGGUGCGGGCGCAGGCGGCCCUGAGCCGCGCGGAGCAGAGCGGGUUGGAGCUGAGCUCGAGGCUGGAUGCGCUGAGUGCGGAGAAGGACACACUGAGCAGCGUCGUGCGGCAGCGGCAGGCUGAGCUGGUGGCGGCCCAGAGCCUGGUGCAGGAGAAGGAGGCAGCGCUGGGCCGGGAGCAGGAGCGCAGCUCCCGGGAGAAGGGCGAGCUGCAGGGGCGGCUGGCGGACAAGGAGUCUCAGGAGCAGGAGCUGCAGUGCAGGCUGCUGGAUGAGCAGUUCGCCGUGCUGCGGGGCACCGCCGCCGAGGCUGAGCGCAUCCUACAGGACGCCGUGGGCAAGCUGGACGACCCCCUGCACCUGCGCUGCACCAGCUCUCCGGACUACCUGGUGAGCAGGGCCCAGGCUGCCCUGGAUGCCGUGAGUGCCCUGGAGAAGGGUCACGCCCAGUACCUGAUCUCUAGGGCAGACGCCUCUGCCCUCGUGGCAGCCCUGACCCGGUUCUCCCACCUGGCUGCGGACACCAUCGUCCACGGCAGUGCCACCUCCCACCUGGCCCCCACUGACCCUGCUGACCGCCUGAUCGACACCUGUAGGGAGUGUGGAGCCCGGGCUCUGGAGCUCGUGAAGCAGCUGCAGGAUCAGCGGGCUCUGCUGCAGGCCCAGCCCGGCCUGGUGCAGACGCCCCUGCAGGGCAUCCUUCAGCUGGGCCAGGAGCUGAAGCCCAAGAGCCUGGACGUGCGUCAGGAGGAGCUUGGGGCUAUGGUGGACAAGGAGACGGCGGCCACGUCUGCGGCCAUCGAAGAUGCGGUGCGGAGGAUCGAGGACGUGAUGAACCAGGCCCGCCAUGCCAGCUCUGGGGUGAAGCUGGAGGUGAAUGAGAGGAUCCUCAACUCCUGCACAGACCUGAUGAAGGCCAUCCGGCUCCUGGUGACAACAUCCACGAGCCUGCAGAAGGAGAUCGUGGAGAGCGGCAGGGGGGCAGCCACGCAGCAGGAAUUUUACGCCAAGAAUUCGAGGUGGACGGAAGGCCUCAUCUCUGCCUCCAAGGCCGUGGGCUGGGGAGCCACGCAGCUGGUGGAGUCAGCCGACAGGGUGGUGCUUCACACGGGCAAGUACGAGGAGCUCAUCGUCUGCUCCCACGAGAUCGCGGCCAGCACGGCCCAGCUGGUGGCGGCCUCCAAGGUGAAGGCCGAGAAGCACAGCCCACACCUGAGCCGCCUGCAGGAGUGCUCGCGCGCCGUCAACGAGAUGGCCGCCAGCGUGGUGGCCUCCACCAGGUCGGGCCAGGAGCAGAUCGAGGACAGAGGCGAGUGCUGGGGCCCCGGGGCAGCGGCCGGGCUGGGGGCAGGUGCCCAGACGCUUACCCACUCCCCUCUGGCUGCAGACACCAUGGACUUCUCCGGCCUCUCCCUCAUCAAGCUGAAGAAGCAGGAGAUGGAGACCCAGGUGCGGGUCCUGGAGCUGGAGAAGACUCUGGAGGUGGAGCGCGUGCGGCUGGGCGAGCUGCGGAAGCAGCACUACGUGCUGGCCGGGGCCAUGGGGACGCCCGGUGAGGAGGAGCCCGGCCGGCCCAGCGCUGCCCCCCGCGGCGGGAGCUCCAAGAAGCCGCCCCUGGCCCAGAAGCCCAGUGUGGCCCCCAGGCAGGACCAGCAGCUUGACAAAAAGGAUGGCAGCUACGCGGCUCCACUUGUCAACUACUAGGCCCCCCCGCGAGGGGUCCAGCGGGGAGGCUGACGGCUAGACCCGGGCCUCGUGGCUGAGGAGCCUCUGAGAAGGCCCAGCCCUCGCUGAGCGCAAGGGCUCAGGGCUGACCGGGGCUGACCGGAGCAGUUCUUCCCAGAGGAGAGCCUAGUUACCUGCAACAGGACCUUCUCAGAGCAGCCAGGACCCAGCAGGCCUGAGCCAUAGCUCUUCAGGAAAUACAUGGAGCAUUUCUAAUAUUCUGAGUUAGAUCUUUUUUGAGUUUGUGUGCAACACACCAGGAAGCAGGGCCAUUGGAGGGGGUGUUUGUUUGGGCCGGGCCUCCCUUGCCCCUGGGACUCGCGGUCUGAGGUUAGAGGUGACUAGAACACAGUCUGUGCUGGCUGUUGGGGACAUGGGGAAGACAUCACCUGUUCGUGGCCUUCUUGGGACCUGGUGCGGCCUCAGGCAAAGCAGGGUGCUUUUAGGUGGGCUGGGGGUAUCGCCCCUUCUCCCUGGGCCUCGCUCUAGGGCGUCAGUGAUGGCGAGUGCUGAGGACGACGAGACCCUCCCCUGGGAAGGGGGGCAGGCCAGGUGCUGCGGUCCUCCUGGAGUCUGUUCCUGCUGGAACCUGCACUGACCCUCCUGCUUCCUGCUUUUCUUUCCCCUGGUCUGGCUGCCCCUGCCCGGGAAGCCCCGCUCUGGCCCCUCCCCACGCCCAGCCACCUCAUUCCUCCCUUUGCCUCCCCAUCCCGGGGAGGUUUCCAGCCCUCCCGCAGGCCUCUCCAGUUCAGCCAGAAACAGCCCAGAAACUAGGGAGCCGCCUGCCCGCUCUUCAGAUCAGGAUCAAAGGCACCUGGUGCUCCUGGGGCAGGGGGCUGCCCUCAGGGAGGGCUGACCGCGCUCUCCUCGAGCCCCCCGCCGCCUCCUGGGAAGAGGGAGGCCCCGCUGGAAGGAAGGAACUCGGUCUGGAGGGGAGCACAGGAGGCAGCUCGAGCCCCUUGGCGUGCCGUGUUUCCUCGUGUUGAAGCGUCAGAUCGGCAAUAAACCGCACUUGUUGUCA